UAUCCGAGAGGAAAUGAAGACGGCCACGAGAGACUUUUACACACGGCGAAAAUGGCGGUUCAACUCUCUGGCCAGUGGCUAGUACCAAACUCUCCAACAUUCUCAGGCCAAUUUUCUCAGUGCCGAAGCAAACCCAAAAAUCUAUUCUCAACAACUCUCUGUGCUACGGCUUCUUUCUCUUCUCCACCUUCCACUAUCCAGAUUGUUGGUGGGAAAAGUCCAAGUUUAUAUGUAAAUGAGAAUUCCUCAAAUCUGUACGACUCUGGAGUUGAGAAUGACUGGGUUGAUCUUGAUAUGGAUCUUUAUCACUGGACUAAGGCACUGAGGCCUGUUCAGUGGUAUCCUGGGCAUAUUGCUAAAACCGAAAAAGAGCUUAAAGAACAGCUAAAGUUGAUGGACGUGGUGAUAGAAAUGCGAGAUGCGAGAAUUCCCAUGUCAACUAGUCAUCCACAGAUGGAUUCAUGGCUUGGUAAUAGGAAAAGAAUUUUGGUGUUGAAUAGAGAAGACAUGAUAUGCACGGCAGACCGGAAUGCGUGGGCAGCUUAUUUUGCGAGGCAAGGAACAAAAGUUGUCUUUUCAAAUGGCCAACUUGGAAUGGGUACGAUGAAGCUUGGCCGGUUGGCCAAGGCUUUGGCUGCAGGUGUAAAUGUCAAACGCAGAGCCAAAGGACUGCUUCCUCGACGGAUUCGAGCUGGAAUAGUUGGGUAUCCAAACGUUGGGAAAUCUUCUUUGAUCAACCGUUUGUUGAAGCGACGGAUGUGCCCAGCGGCUCCAAGACCAGGGGUUACAAGGGAAUUGAAGUGGGUUCGUUUUGGGAAAGAUCUUGAACUGCUUGACUCUCCUGGCAUGAUUCCAAUGAGGAUCAGUGAUCAGUCUGCUGCGAUAAAGCUUGCAAUAUGUGAUGACAUUGGAGAAAGAUCCUAUGAUUUUGUUGAUGUUGCUGCAAUUCUUGUACAGAUGCUGACAAAGAUUCCAUCAGUAUCGAGGCUCUUCAAAAACGCUACAAGAUUGACGUGGAUGGUCACUGUGGAAAAGUAUUUGUUCAUAAGCUCGCGCUUCACUUGUUCAACGGCGACCAUAACCAAGCGGCAUUCCGGGUCUUGACCGAUUUUCGGAAAGGGAAGUUCGGUUGGAUUGCAUUGGAGCGGCCGCCGCGGUGAUAGACAUUGACGGACGACAUCGAUGACGUGGGAGUUGCAUGUUCAUCAUUGACAAAGAAAGAAAAGUAAAUACAAUUAUGCAUGCCCAAUCCAGGCAUUGAAAAUGAUCUGUUACUGAAUGCCUGUGAUUUCUUUGGAAGAUUGGAGAAGAGCCAGGAUGUGUUUUAUCAUUUGAUUACACUCUCAGAAAGAAGUGAUUGAUUAGGAAGCUUCGUCCUUGGUCAUUCUUUUUUCCCCUCUCACUCACUAUCAUUACUUGUAGUAGAACUGUUUAUAUCGGUACGUCUUUUGGGUUGCUUUAGUUUGAGGUACCAUGAUUAUCUCACGUGUUAUAAUACACAGAAAUAAUAUACAUUUCCAACAUUCAUUUUCUACCCUACUAAUACUGGUAUACUAUUUCUAAUUUUAACUGGUUUAUUCGAUUAUCACUAUAGUAGAUUCUGGUAUUAUUGCACCA
Molecule: messenger RNA, 1617 nt
Organism: Morus notabilis
Lineage: Eukaryota; Viridiplantae; Streptophyta; Magnoliopsida; Rosales; Moraceae
Product: DAR GTPase 3, chloroplastic
Exons: 9
Coding region: 52-1104 (350 amino acids)
Cellular component (GO): mitochondrion
Molecular function (GO): GTP binding; GTPase activity
Source: RefSeq, a predicted model, not a curated record